Messenger RNA from Baudoinia panamericana UAMH 10762, 399 nucleotides. RefSeq lists its product as uncharacterized. The transcript has a single exon. Lineage: Eukaryota; Fungi; Ascomycota; Dothideomycetes; Mycosphaerellales; Teratosphaeriaceae. The record is from RefSeq and is a predicted model, not a curated record. Bases 101 to 328 code for a protein of 75 amino acids.
UGUGAUUACAUGCUUUAGUCAGCAGUCAGUGUCUUCGUUCGGCUCUUGCAGUUCUUCCGUCUUCACACUGCGCGGCAGUUGUUUCCGGGGUGGAAAACGUAUGCGUUUCAGAACAUACAUAUCGUACAUUCUAUGCCUCCAUUCAUUGCGUCUCGAUCUAGGACGCCUGCGAAGAUUGCUACGUAUGAGUAAGCUAGAUCUCAGUCCGUCUCAUGCAAUCGUGACUCGUAAACCGGCUUUAUGUAUGCCACCGCCGUCCCUGAUUUGCGCCUGCUCCUGUGCAUUUCAUCCUGCUACUGUUGUGCCUCAGUGUAGUACCCAUCGAUGAAAUUUGGCUUCCGAGAAGAUACUACACGUCCUCUUCAUACUCGACAUCACCCCGGUACUCCUUCGUGUUGU